Molecule: messenger RNA, 2096 nt
Organism: Etheostoma cragini (Arkansas darter)
Lineage: Eukaryota; Metazoa; Chordata; Actinopteri; Perciformes; Percidae
Gene: crls1
Product: cardiolipin synthase 1
Exons: 7
Coding region: 267-1301 (344 amino acids)
Biological process (GO): cardiolipin biosynthetic process
Cellular component (GO): membrane; mitochondrion
Molecular function (GO): cardiolipin synthase activity
Source: RefSeq, a predicted model, not a curated record
CACUUUACGGCAACAUGGCAGCCUGCUGGCCUGAAGUCAUGGCCGGCUGGAGCGUCGGGUAGCCCAGCCGCUAGAUCGCACCCAUAGAACGUAUGAUCGCACACCCAAUACACGUGUUGACGUCAUCACGAGUACACUGCGCAGGCGUCGACACGUCUAUCGGAUGCGAUCUAGCAUUUACCCUGAAGCUGAGAUUCUCUCGGCUCUGAGCGUCUUAAACUUAAACAUGAAAACGGCAGCAGGUCGGUAACGGAAGGCUCGUGAAGAUGAUGAUGUUGUGUUUUCGGAGACUUCCCGCGCCGUUGCGUCUCAACGCAGCAAAUGUCCGCUGUCUGUUGUCCGCCCAGUGUGCGGGUGUGUGUCGGCUCGAGCCUGCGUCAUGGCGGCACAGACACACACCUGUCACCGACUGCGCGAGGUUAAAACAGUCUCCGGUUAGCGGCUCGUGGGUCUUCAGAGUCAAUGGGAUCCUGCAGCACGUGAAAGCGACACCCUGGUUCACGCAAGGAACCGUGCUCCUGCACCGGGGAGGUCACGAGAGGUCGGAGACCAGCUUCAAGUCUCUGCUGUCUCCUAAAGCUCGUGGGCUUUGCAGCGGGAAGACCAAGGAGUCACCGGACAGCUCCCCCGCAGCGGACCGGAAUGAAGCCAGUCCGGUACCGGGAGAGGGCCUCUUCAAGUUCAAAGAGCUGUAUGAGAACCCGUGGACAAUCCCCAACUUCUUGUGUGUGUGUCGGAUUCUGCUGGCUCCGUAUUUGGGUCAUCUGAUCAUCCAGCAGCACUUUCACCUCAGCCUCGCUCUCUUCACUCUGGCUGGGGCAACUGACCUGCUGGAUGGUUACAUCGCCAGAACGUGGCCAAGUCAAAAGUCAGCGUUGGGCAGCGCUCUCGACCCAUUGGCUGAUAAGAUUCUUAUCAGUAUUUUGUAUCUCAGUCUCACCUACGCUGAACUUAUACCAGCUCUGCUGACCGCUCUAGUGAUUUCCAGAGACAUUGGUUUGAUAGCUGCUGUCUUCUGGGUUAGAUACAAGACUGUACCUCCACCGGUGACCCUUAGCAAGUUUUUUAACCCCUGCUACACCACAGCACAGCUGAAGCCCACCCUCUUCAGCAAGGUGAACACGGCCAUCCAGCUCCUUCUGGUUGCAUCUUCCCUGGCUGCUCCAGUCUUUCAGUAUACAGACCACAUCCUGCUGCAGGGCUUAUGGUAUGUUACAGCAGUGACCACGGCGGCGUCGGGCUAUAGCUACUGGCACUACGGCCGCAAGACCGUCCAGGUGCUCAACACCAGAUCACAAUGACAACCGUACCCUGAAAUGUCCCCAGAGCAGAGCAAAAGUAGUGAACCGCCCCGUGAGGGACACUGAUCAGCCGUGGCAAAAGAUCGGACAGAUGGAUAAUCGCCAGGAGCUCUAAAAACCAAGUGGCUGUGACAGUCUUUUAUGAGUCGCCAUGGCAAUGACACACGGAAACCAACCGAGGCCGCAGAUGGUUUAACUGCAACACUACAGAAACUCCUAACGGCAACUCUGCCACUGGACUGGCUGAGGACUAGAGACACACACACACACACACAGAUAGAAACGGCAAACGCAAAUAUAGACCAUCCGCCCACAACACACACACAUAUAAACUCACAUACACAUACAUGUUAGGUACAGUAUAUGUUAAGUAAUCUGGCAAGAGCUUCUAUUUUUAUGCAGAUUUUCAAUCAAGAGGUUACACUGUCAACAAUGUUUGAGUAAAACCAAAUUUGCGUUGGCUUGUCUGUUUGUACGUGACUGCAAGGCUGGUUUUUCUUCAGUAAAGAAACACCAUGUUUAAUCUUUUGAGACACAAAUCUGACAGUUUAUCCAUUUUUAAAUCAGAGGAUUAAAAAAGCAAUGACAUGCUACCAGCGCACCCUGUUGGUCCUGAUCCAUUUGGUGGUCCUAAUCUUAAAACUACAGCUGCAAAUGAUUAUCCAUAUUCAGUAGAGCAGACACAAUUAUGCUCUCCAUGAAUUCAAGUAGAAGGAGUUUUUGCUAUGAGUCAUUUUGAGAAUCCUCUGAAGCAGUUUUUUUGUAAGAAAUGCCUAAAAUCUAAUUGUUUCCAGC